AGCUGAAAAGUGACGUGUUAUGGCUGUGAAAUGAAAAUGAACUAUUUUAUGUGUCACACGAAAUAAUGCAAACCAAAGCGGAAGACCACUGUGUGUGCUGGCGACCGUACGACGAGGUAUACAGGCACGGGCCACGGGCGUACCGCGCCGGCCGCGGCCUGCUUGCGCUCGAGGACUGGCGCCGAGACCCUGCACUCCUCUGGCUGCACCACGUGCCGACCAACAAUGGGCUGCAAACUAUUGACUACAUCCUAGGUUCGGAUGAUACGUGUUUCUGGUCGAUACCCGACGUGGAGCGGUACUUUGUGGGUGACCUGCACUGCGAGUCCGUCCUCUUCCCUGCCCAGUACCCCACCCUGCCUCUGCACACACCGCACGGCAACCACCUUUGGAGGACUCACACGGCUCAGAAACGAUCGCCUUUUUCCUACUUAAAGGAGUUUCAUAUAUGUUUACAGACAACUAUGAAGAGGAUGGAGCUAGAGGAGAGACAGAUGGAACGCAUGAUCGUCAGCGAUCGAUUGAUACACCUCGACACCAUGGACUACUACAAGAGGAAGAAAUACUUCCAAAGUCUCUUAAAUAUCCUGAGUUUCCAGGAUGGGCUGCAAUUGGUGUGUUUCGAGAACCUACGUUGCUCGCGGCUAGAGGGCGUACGUCUGAUCCAGCAACUCGCCUGUUUCAACGCGCACUCGCUCAAGUACUUAUUUCUCUGGCGGUUUUUUGACUGCAACGAAAAUCCUCUUCUCGUUAACUACAGUUAUAUAACAGGUAGCGGCGCGUACAUCCCGCGGCCGAGCACCGCUCACUGCUUCUCGCGCAGCCUUGGAGAGCUGCUGAACCUGCGCGUGCUAGCACUCGAGUACGGCCACUUGGCGGACGGCACAGGCAACGCGCUCCUCUCGCUGCUUUCUAUCCUCAAGAGGCCGCACUUCAGACUUCAGGUUCUGUGCGUGGAGGAGCAUACUCCGGGGCGCGCUGAGCCGGCAUUGGGCGGCGGCGGGCUCGGCGUACCGGACGGCGCGUGGAGGCGCGUCGCCAGCGCUUGCCCAGACCUCUACCUCGUCAUGCUCUUCUAUCGCAUGUCGGAGUACGAGCACGUGCGGCGCUUUCUGAGCCCGAGCCUACCAUUACGGGAGGCGCACUUGCACAAUGGCACACGGCUACGUGGCGCCCACCUGGAUCUUGACAGCUUCCUAAGACACGUCGCUUACUAUUACGCCAGCACAUUAGUGACGUUGAGCGUGCAGCAGCGGAGUAAUGCCGCGGUGCCGCUUCGGGCGACGCUGGAGCGGCUGCCGGCGCUGGCGCGGCUGAUGUUCGUGGGCGCGGUACACGAGGAGGACCUCAGGGACUUGCUGGUGCUCGUCGCGUGCGGCGUCUGCUACAGGCUCGAAGAAAUGAAGAUUCUGGUGGAAGCGGACACCGAUAGCAGAGAACAUUGGAAAGUGGUCUUGUCGCGUCUCAAGGAAGAGUUUAGCGAUAUCAUGAAACUUUUCGAUAUUGAAUUUACUUUGAGUUUACAUAAAUUUUAGUUU
Messenger RNA from Papilio machaon (common yellow swallowtail), 1538 nucleotides. RefSeq lists its product as uncharacterized. The transcript is spliced from 10 exons. The record is from RefSeq and is a predicted model, not a curated record. The coding region runs from base 66 to 1535 and encodes 489 amino acids. Lineage: Eukaryota; Metazoa; Arthropoda; Insecta; Lepidoptera; Papilionidae.